Messenger RNA from Moesziomyces antarcticus, 729 nucleotides. RefSeq names its product TPR-like protein. The coding region runs from base 1 to 729 and encodes 242 amino acids. NCBI's taxonomy places the organism in Eukaryota, Fungi, Basidiomycota, Ustilaginomycetes, Ustilaginales, Ustilaginaceae. Gene Ontology annotation, molecular function: protein binding. The record is from RefSeq and is a predicted model, not a curated record. The transcript has a single exon.
AUGGCCGUCAUACAAGAGGCAUACAUCUCGGAAGAAAUCCACGAGCUCAAGGCCCAGGCCAACCGUAGCUUCGCUGCCAAGGAUUACGAUGCGGCGCUCAGCGGCUACCUCGAUAUUCUAGCACUGCUGCCACCACGCCCGCAGCCAAAGCAAGGUUCUUCACCACACGACCAAGAUGAUGGCGAGACAGAAGCGGACGAAGCACCAGUAGGCGAGUUAACGGCCGAGAUCGGGACGCAAGAGUCGCAGGAGUCGGAGGAGUCGGAAGAACCAGAAGAAUCAGAAGAGAUGCAGCAGAUCCGGCAAUUCCGAUCGGUGAUCUACGCCAACAUCGCUGCUACGCACCUGCGACUCUCGCAGCCGCGCGAUGCGGUCAAAGCCGCCACCGAGUCGCUGCUCGACCAACCGCGCUACGUCAAGGCCCUCUACCGCCGCGCACAGGCAAACGAAGAGAUCGGCACAUGGUCCGGUCUCUCGGCCGCCCUCGAGGAUCAUCAAACCCUCCUCUCCUGCCCAGACCUCCCCAGCGCUACAAGACCAGACGUGCAAGCCGCAAUCGCAAGGCUGGAACCCAAAGCAAAACAAGCGGCAGAGAAGGAAAAGGACGAAAUGAUCUCAAAGCUCAAGGGCCUAGGCGACUCCAUCCUCGGCAACUUUGGUCUCAGCACAAACAACUUCAAGUUCACACAGCAGCCAGGAGGCGGCUACUCGAUGAACUUUGUUCGCUGA